Paraglomus occultum is the source of this 273-nucleotide messenger RNA. NCBI's taxonomy places the organism in Eukaryota, Fungi, Glomeromycota, Glomeromycetes, Paraglomerales, Paraglomeraceae. The record is from the annotation of a GenBank genome assembly.
AUGGCAGAGACUAUAGUAAGUUUUGAAUAUGUCGCAGCAUUAUUAAAACAAACAACGGUGAAUCCACAACUAAAAACAAGGCGAAGGCACACAAUAGAAGACCUUGAGAUUGAUUAUGGAACCCAAUCGGACGAAAAUCUGAACGUAAUCCAAUUGAGGGAACGAGUGACCGAAUGCAAGAAGCAAUUACCAACAACAAUAACAGAAGGCAUUACUUUAACAGACUUAUUGACAGUAAUAGGAACAGCAAACAUCUUACAUAAGACACAUACG